Messenger RNA from Hemibagrus wyckioides, 1733 nucleotides. RefSeq names its product microsomal glutathione S-transferase 1-like. The transcript has 4 exons. Gene Ontology annotation, cellular component: mitochondrion; membrane. The record is from RefSeq and is a predicted model, not a curated record. The coding region runs from base 179 to 637 and encodes 152 amino acids. Gene Ontology annotation, molecular function: glutathione transferase activity. Lineage: Eukaryota; Metazoa; Chordata; Actinopteri; Siluriformes; Bagridae.
CUGGCUAAAGCCUUAUGGGACAAAGGUAAGGCAAGUGUACUGGCUUUAGCACAAGAAGGCGGUCCGUAAUUUCAAAUUCAGUGUCAGCAUACACCCGUAGAUAACACAGAAAAAUUCUUGGACUAAACAUAUAUGUAGUUUGCUGCAUAAUAGAGGAAUUCAUCGAGGAACUCCGACAAUGGCCAACAUAAUUGACAGUGAGGUUUUUCAGGCUUUCUCCACUUAUGCCACCAUUGUCAUUCUCAAGAUGAUGUUCAUGAGCGUUUUAACUGGAUACUUCAGAGUCACCAGAAAGGCAUUUGCAAACCCUGAAGACACUCACAUGGGCAGAACUCCUGAGGAGAAAAAAAGGAUGCUGCAGGUCAAUGAAGAUGUGGAACGUGUGCGAAGAUGCCAUCUGAAUGACCUGGAGAACAUCAUUCCCUUUGUGAUGAUUGGCUUGAUCUACACUCUGACAGGACCAGCUCUUUCCACCGCUCUGCUCCACUUCCGUCUGUUUGUCGGGUCACGUUUUAUGCACACAGUAGCAUAUGUGAACAUACUGCCUCAACCCAUUAGGGGUCUGUCCUGGAUGGUGGGCAUGGGCACUACUAUCUCCAUGGCCUACUGCAUCCUCACCACUGUAAUGCGGCUGUAGAGAGAAUCCUCAGAGAAACAUCACCGGACACCAGACCAUAUAUUAUCCAUUUACUACUUUUAAUGCAGCGCUGAAUACAUUUCUUUUUUUUAAAAAAAAUUUGCAGUGAUUUGUCAUGAAAUCUUACAGGAAUAACAUCAAGUGUAAACAAGUGUUAUAGUAAUGCCUUUAGUUCAUAUUGAUCUAGAGAUUUUUCUUCUAUGUUUUCUUUUAUCCUAUUCUUUUAUCCUUAUUCUUUUUAACUAUUUUCAGAGGACUGUUGUUGUAGUUAUGCAUGAAAUGGCAAUCGGACCUAAUUCAGGUGCUUCAUACCAGUGAGGGUGAAUAGUUAUGCAGUUACAAAUUUUAUGUUUAUUAUUUGCAAUGUUGCCAAAUAUUUAAAAGUUUCUCCCUUAUUCUGUAUUAUUGGCUACUUUAUGUAGAUUUAAUGACAAUUAAACUCAUUUCACUUAUAAGUUUCAACACUAAUAAAUAUAAAAAAGUUCAAGACUGAGGAUUUCAUCUGGAUUAGAUGUAGUAUUAACUAUGAAAAAUAAAUGGAAUAAGUGAUGAUGUUCUUAAAAAUUUCAGAACAACAAUAUCCCAGUCCUCAUUUGUGAUAUAAAUAUGCCCAAGUGUAUGGACGUAUGUCCAUCCUUCACCUCCUUUUAUCAACCUUUAGAUUCUCUCAAGAUUACUGCAAGGUAUAAAAAGAAAACUGAUCAAAGCUGCAAAAGUGAUAUGAAAAAAAUAGAGAGAGUAGAUUCCAGAGAGCAGGCUAACACAUUUGCCACAGAAACAAGCAUGUAAUGGUAAAGACAGAGCAGUCUGAAUGCUAUUAAAUUUAGUAUAAUUUCACAUCAGACAGUGAAGACAAGUUAACACAUUGUUCGAACUCCUGAAUACAACCACACCAGCUAUGAAAUAUUAUUAAUAAAUAUAUUUUUUUAAUAACCAUGCUAGUUUUAACAACAAUUAUUCAAAAGGUAAAACAUGUAAUAAAAUAUGUAAUAUCGAAUUUUUGUGUAUAUGAAUUUUAUAUGAAAAUGUUAUUUUGAUCUGAGCACAUUGUAAAGCAAGAGAAGAUAAGUGAAAAUAAACAUGCUAUAAAAUGGUA